AUGAAGGCCGUUUUAUUUGGUUCUCUUGCACUUGUUCAAGGUGCUUUUGCUAUUUGUGCAGGCUUCAACUUCGCCAUUGGGAAUCAGAUGCACUUGAGCGACACCAUAAGCAGAUGGAAUGUCUACAACGAUGACUGUGCAGUUGUUGAUGGUUUGACCACAACUGAAAACCCCUGCACCCAAGGCAUAUUUGGAUGCUCUCCGCCUCCAGUCAUCUUCAACGAGUACACCAGCACUUUCACUGGUCUCAG
This is a messenger RNA of Psilocybe cubensis, 251 nucleotides long. RefSeq lists its product as uncharacterized. NCBI's taxonomy places the organism in Eukaryota, Fungi, Basidiomycota, Agaricomycetes, Agaricales, Agrocybaceae. The annotation marks the transcript as partial. The transcript is spliced from 2 exons. The record is from RefSeq and is a predicted model, not a curated record.